Messenger RNA from Camelus dromedarius (Arabian camel), 9313 nucleotides. It is a transcript of the gene KLHL24, whose product is annotated as kelch like family member 24. The coding region runs from base 2692 to 4494 and encodes 600 amino acids. The record is from RefSeq and is a predicted model, not a curated record. Gene Ontology annotation, molecular function: protein binding. NCBI's taxonomy places the organism in Eukaryota, Metazoa, Chordata, Mammalia, Artiodactyla, Camelidae. The transcript is spliced from 8 exons.
CUUUGUUGUGAGCUGCGGAGAGACUGGUGGCUCGAGGAGACGCCGGCGCCAGAGAGAGCGCAGCGCCGCCGGCCGCUAAGGGACUGCGGGGGCCGGCGCUGCAGUCCACUACUGCUGGCCGUUUCCAGCCUUCGUGGAGAGGUACCCGGGGAUGACAGCUCCGGGACCGGCCGAAAGACGAGCAACCGGCCAGAGCUGGGGGUGGAGGGUCGGCCGAGGUCCCGACCACGGGGGUGUCUGCAAGGGGGAAGCCAUCGGCGGCCGGCCUCUCGGAGUCAGACGCGGGGUCUGAGGAGAGAUUGCAGCUGAGGCUGCCGGGCCCCUAUCUGGGGCGAGGCGGUCUCCGGGGCCUCCCUGGGAGUCUUCAGCCCCGGUUCCGUAACCACACUCUGAAAGGAAGGGCACCCCCGCCUCCUGGCAAUGCCGCCCCGGAACCGCGGCGCUGCUGGCGCACCCGCUGGGGGCGGGUUGGGAGGGGCAUGGCCGCCGGGGCCGGGGGUGGCAGGUGUGGGUCACCCUGCCGCCUCGGGGACCCGGGCAGCUGGAGGACAGGGCUGGGGAGAUGGAUACCGCAUGUUGCCGAUGGGCUUCGAACGGGCCGCUGCUUUUUUUUUUUUUUUUUUAAUUGAAGGAAGGUCUGAGUAUGCGAAAGUCUCAAAUAAAGCCUUCCCUUUUGGUGGGAGAGGCCGUUUAGUUCUGACGGGGAGGACUGACGGGGUCAAGGUGGGUCCCAGGGCUGGGGGCCAGAGAAGCCCCAUUAAAGCGGUUGCGAAAUAUGCUGGGCUCUGUCACCUGACCGUUACGCCCGCCCCCACCGCCCGCGAGCCUUUGUUUACCACCGCUCGCCGCGGGGCCCGCGCCGGGAGCCCGGCCCUGGAACGACAGUCCCCGGGGAGCUGAGGCGGGCGGGGUAGCGGGCGUUCCGCCGGCUGAGUCCCAGCCUAACCACCCCACCUUCCCACCACUCCAGGCCUUGGUUUCUUAAUUUAGUUCCUAAUGGCCCCGCCUCCAGGUCCUGUACAGUCGGAGCGAAGACUGUUAACACAGCGGGGAUUGGGGGCCUGCGGCGGCUUGCAGGCGGGACGACGGGGCGAGCUUCGAGUGUUUAUUGGCGGGUGUCUUGUCGCUAGGUGGACUUGCCCUAGCAGUUCUUCCCCGCCCCCUUGAAGGUGAUCUGGAGGACGCGCGAGAGCGCGCGCUCGCCUCUCGCGCAGCUGCUGCCGGAGUGGAGCCGGCGGCGCGCGCUCCCGCUCUGGAGGAUUCGAGCGCAAGGCCCAGCAGCCCGGACAUCCUUUGGUGGCCUCCGCGGCUUCUGCCUGAGUGUGUAGGCAGUUCUGGGGUCCGCAGCGGACCGCAGCCGCGGCCGGCCUUCGGAGGACCGGCAGAUUAGCCCUCUUUAACUCGUGUGGCCUCAUCUGCCCAGAUAGUGGAAGAAAGUCCUCAGGCGAAUUAGUUACUGCCUGUUCGGUAAACAAAGUUUAAAUAGCUAAAUAAGGCCUCUAACGCUGCAUAUUAGAGUGCCUCACAGUCACCUCUGAGGCAGUGACUAGUAACAGUUCAUUCUAGUGGAUUUUAAUAAUUAAUCACUUGCUCUCUUGAGCAGCCUUUUAAAAUCGUGUCUUAAUAUUUGCAGUUACAGACUUUAGAUCCACCAGGUGAGGUUGGUUUUUAUUAAAGACUAGGAUGUAAAAUUAGAAUUGUAUUUUUAAAAGAAAUACCUUGAAGAUAUCCUGAAAAAAUAAGAUUCUUACAUACUCUGGUUUAGAUGAGUUGUUUCCUUGUUUGAGGGAUUAUAGCUCACUCUUCUAUGACAGUAACAAAAUCUGUAUGAACAAUCAUUUUAGUCAUAGUGUGUUGAAGAUUUUCCUAAUCUCUUAAAUUAAUAGGGUGCUUGGGUUUUGUGAGAUUUCCUUUUCCUUAUAAAUCUGUAGGUAUUCAUCCAAGACAAUGCAUCUCUGUAGCAGGUAGAUUGUGCUCCCUGGCCGAAGCAGGAAUUGAAUAUGAACAGUUCUCAUUGGUUAUGCAUUCUUAAUUUAUUUUUAAAAUUGAAGUUGGGAUGACUACAGCAGAAGGAGCAACUUCUGUGAUCCCAGACUGUCUCAUCGCUUGUGCAUUGAAGGCAUAUAGUGUUUCUAAAUAAGUACAAGAUGCAAACCUCUAACCUUUUAAAAAAAAUAAAACCACUGCUCAUAAGCCUGCUUGUCCAGACAAAGCCUGUGACUUGCAGUUAUUUUUGUGUAUACUUUUCUCUUACCUAGGAAUUUGGGACACUUUUUUUCAAUAAAUAUUUAGGUAUGGACUGUAUAAUGAAAAAUAUAAAUAAAACAUCCUCAUAAUGUAUUCUCAUAAAUAUGUGAAAUGUAUAAGUAUAUACAAAUUAUGUUUCUGUUGUGGCUGAAACAGAGUAUGUGGCUCCUUGACCACUGUUGACAUUUUAAAACCCAUAUUCUUUCUCCUGUUAAAAACGCAAUAGCUAAAGUAGCUUUUUAAAAUUAAACAAUUUGUUACUCUUCCUAAAUUCAUCACCCAGGGGCUACAACUUUUCAGCAUUUGGUAAAUCUUAAAGUCUACUAAACUGAUGUUUAAAGGUGUGGAAAAACUGGGGCUUUGAUCAAGCAAAUGCUGAAAAGCUACAUAAAGAAGAUCCAUAACAGUUAUUUCUCAACAAUUAUAUAGUCAACUGAUGUAACAAUGGUACUAAUAUUGGGACGAAGACUAAACAGAGAGGAUCUCGGGGUGCGUGAUUCACCAGCAACAAAGCGUAAAGUUUUUGAAAUGGACCCUAAAUCUCUGACAGGCCGUGAGUUUUUUGACUUCUCUUCAGGAUCAUCCCAUGCUGAAAACAUACUUCAGAUAUUUAAUGAAUUCCGAGAUAGCCGCUUAUUCACAGAUGUUAUCAUUUGUGUGGAAGGAAAAGAAUUUCCUUGCCAUAGAGCUGUUCUCUCAGCCUGUAGUAGCUACUUCAGAGCUAUGUUUUGUAAUGACCACAGGGAAAGCCGAGAAAUGUUGGUUGAGAUCAAUGGUAUUUUAGCUGAAGCUAUGGAAUGUUUUUUGCAGUAUGUUUAUACUGGAAAGGUGAAGAUUACUACAGAGAAUGUACAGUAUCUCUUUGAAACAUCAAGCCUUUUUCAGAUUAGUGUUCUCCGUGAUGCAUGUGCCAAGUUCUUGGAGGAGCAACUUGAUCCUUGUAAUUGCUUAGGGAUCCAGCGCUUUGCUGAUACCCAUUCCCUCAAAACACUCUUCACAAAAUGCAAGAAUUUUGCAUUGCAGACUUUUGAGGAUGUGUCCCAGCAUGAAGAAUUUCUUGAGCUUGACAAAGAUGAACUUAUUGAUUAUAUUUGUAGCGAUGAACUUGUUAUUGGUAAAGAGGAGAUGGUUUUUGAAGCAGUCAUGCGUUGGGUCUACCGUGCUGUUGAUCUGAGAAGACCAUUGUUACAUGAGCUCCUGACACAUGUGAGACUCCCUCUGUUGCAUCCCAACUACUUCGUUCAGACAGUUGAGGUGGACCAAUUGAUCCAGAAUUCUCCUGAGUGUUAUCAGUUGUUGCAUGAAGCAAGACGGUACCACAUACUUGGGAAUGAAAUGAUGUCCCCAAGGACUAGGCCACGCAGGUCAACUGGCUAUUCUGAGGUGAUAGUUGUCGUUGGAGGCUGUGAACGAGUUGGAGGAUUUAAUCUUCCCUACACUGAGUGUUAUGAUCCUGUGACAGGAGAGUGGAAGUCUUUGGCUAAGCUUCCAGAAUUUACCAAAUCAGAGUAUGCGGUCUGUGCUCUAAGGAAUGACAUUCUUGUUUCAGGUGGAAGAAUCAAUGGCCGUGAUGUCUGGAUUUAUAACUCGCAGUUAAAUAUUUGGAUCAGAGUUGCUUCUCUAAAUAAAGGCCGAUGGCGUCACAAAAUGGCUGUCCUCCUUGGUAAAGUAUAUGUUGUUGGAGGCUAUGAUGGGCAAAACAGACUUAGCAGCGUAGAAUGUUAUGAUUCCUUUUCAAAUCGAUGGACUGAAGUUGCUCCCCUUAAGGAAGCAGUGAGUUCUCCUGCUGUGACUAGCUGUGUAGGCAAAUUGUUUGUGAUUGGUGGAGGACCUGAUGAUAAUACUUGUUCUGAUAAGGUUCAAUCUUAUGAUCCAGAAACCAAUUCUUGGCUACUUCGUGCAGCUAUCCCAAUUGCCAAGAGGUGUAUAACAGCUGUAUCCUUAAACAACCUGAUAUAUGUUGCUGGUGGACUGACCAAGGCAAUAUACUGUUACGACCCAGUUGAAGAUUACUGGAUGCAUGUACAGAAUACAUUCAGCCGGCAGGAAAACUGUGGUAUGUCUGUGUGUAAUGGUAAAAUAUAUAUCCUGGGUGGAAGACGGGAAAAUGGAGAAGCUACAGACACUAUUCUCUGUUAUGAUCCUGCAACAAGUAUCAUCACAGGGGUAGCUGCAAUGCCCAGGCCAGUGUCCUAUCACGGAUGUGUGACUAUUCAUAGAUACAAUGAGAAAUGCUUUAAGCUCUAAAGCCAGGAUACCUCACCCAAGAAGCCACACCAAUCCAAGAUGAGAGGUUUUAAAAACUCCAGAGUGGGAACUUGACAUAUUUCCUUUAUACCAUAUGCACAAAAAGGUAAAAAUAAUAAUUGUGGUGCCUUUCUCCCCAAAAUAUCAAUCUUUCAAACUGUAAUAAAACCUUUCCUGUAAUUGAAAAAAAAAAAUAUGUUGAAGGUAAUAGUGUCUUUGCUUGGGCUUUGAGAGUGUAUCUUUGUAUUUGUAAGAAACCUAUGUGAAGUAGGAAAUAAUGUCUGCCUGCAUACCUUUUAGGAAUUUGUGAAUGGUCUCUUCGUUUAUGUAGGUUUAUCUGCAAGACUGUAUAUUCCUUAUUUUGUCAUAUAUGUGUGUGUGUAUGUAUAUAUAUAGAGAAAAAAUUUCAUGACAAGGCUUCAUUUAGGUUGACUCACAUAAUGCUUAGAAUCAUUCUAAAGGGGAAAAAUCAGUUUUAAAAAUUUGUCACUAAAAAAUACAUCCAAAAUGAUUAAUUUUACUGGGUUUUUUUUCCCUAUAAUUGAUAAAAAUGUAAUGACAACAAUUUGAGUAUCAAAAAACACUGAAUUAUUGUGACUUCAUUCUUUGAAUUGGUUUCUUAUAUUAAAGAUUUUUGAGGAGGGAGGAGAUAUAAAAGCAGGUGCCCCUAAAAUGGGGAUUAAAAUUACAGAUUAUUUCCUAAGAAAAAAGCUACCUAAGACCAUUGAAAGGAAAAUGACCCACCGUGGCUCACAAAAGUCUUUAUGUAUCAUCUCUAAAUCCUCUAAGGAAGCGCCUUUUCUUGAACCUGGCAAAAAAAGUUGAAAUCCACUUUGUAAUAUUAUCUUGUGAAAAACUGGGAUAGAUUUUCUCCCUAGCCCAGUAUGGUUUGACCUCAUUAGUAUGGUGCUUUGGGUGAGGACCUCUUCCUGGUUACCCUGUUUUCUUGUGAACAGCUGAAAAUCCUGGGAGUCUCUACUGUUAAGCUGUCCUUACAGGAUAAAGCGGGGACCACCUGUCUCAGUGGGUCCAUAAUUUUUUUUAAUUAGCUAUCUGAAGAAACUAACAGCAGUAGUUGGCAGUCUUCUAUAAUAUCUCUUUCAUCUGGUACCCAUGGUGUAAAACGUUGAUCAACAUUCUCAAGCUUCUAUGCAUCAAAUUGCCUUUGUCUAGAUGUUUCAGUUUCAGUUUAAUAAAGCUUACUAGUUUUCAGAGAAGAAUGUAAAACUUUUUUCUAAGGCAAAUGGAAUAGCAGAAACUACAGCAUAGACGAUUAUUGUUAUUUCUGGGUGGACAGAUAAAAUUUACAACAUUUUAGGGAUGUUCCAGGUAGCCUGCUGUAUUUCGACUUCCCAGGCAUUACUGUCAUCUCACAUCAUGAUUACAUACUCCUUGUCAUAGGGGUAAUGACGCUAAUAUGUGAUUAUAGUGUCACCAGAUUUCUGUUAAAACCAAGGUAGUAAUCAAAAACCUAACAUUGAUAAACUACUUUUUUUUCCUCAUUUUAGAAUGAUACAGAGAUUUCAAAUAAACUAUAUGGCAUCAAAUUUAAUGCUUAGCUGGAAUCUGAAUUCUGAGGAAAACUCUAAAAAACUUAAAUUUUUAGGGAAUUUUUAUUUUUCAAAUCAUAUGAAAUGGUAUAUACCUUUUUGUGAUAAUUAUCAAAGCAAUUUAGAAAACAGUUUUCUACCAUUUUAGUUGAAAGGCAAUAGUAGAUACAAUUGGGAUACUGUUUUAAAUUUUAGAGUAAACAUCUAUUUCUGCAUCAAACUUUUGUAGAUAAUGGAACCUAUUUAGUUCAGAAAUUCUUUGUGGCAUAUGAGAUAACGUAUGAGAAAAGUGUUUUGUAAGUGCUGAGGAUUAUGUAAAUGAUACUUGUUAUUUUCAUGUGUAUUUGUAAGAUCAUGCCCAUCCAUAAAUACAGACACUUCACACAAAAAGACUUUCUCAACAUAACUUGUAUUCUAGUAUUUUUGUCUAUUAUAAAAGUAUUAACUAUUGUAUUUUGUUAUACAUUUAUUUUUAAUAUUCAUGUGUUUAUUGUAGUAAAUUUGAAAUGAAAUCCCAUAAAACUGAAUUUGUUUAAACAUAGACCUCAUGCCAAUAUUGUUUAAUUUUUUUCUCUACAUAAUUUAAAACUACAUAAAUUAAGUAGGCCACCAAGAACUUAGCUUGAACCCUAUGAAAUUAAAGUAACAAUUUUUAAAGUUACCUGAUACUUUACUUUCCUUUAAUUCUUUAUCUUCCUUUAUUGAUUUUUGAUAAAUAGUAAUGUUAGCAUUGAUAAAAUAAUAAAGAACUUUAAAGUAUAAUUAGUAUAUCAAAAGGGAUUUAUCAACUACAUUGGUGUCAGACUGUAUUCAUACUGUCAUCACAGAGUUGACAGAUUUUCUUUUGGUGGGUGAUGCUCAUAGAAGCCUUUGGGUUAGGAUACAUGUAUAUAUAUGUAGAUAGAUAGUAUGCUCAUCUACACACAUUUAUACAAGCACCAAGAAUUUUAUCAGUUUGUGAUGAUCAGAAAAAGGCACAUAAAGUAAAAAUGAGCUGACCUUAUUAAAUUCAGUUCCAGAAGGUUUUUUUUUUUAAUUUGGGCAUUUCUAGAACACUUCUUUACAUAUGAAAGUACAGGAUAAGUAUUAGUAUGAUGGCUUGUAUACAGUCAAAAUCUAUAUGAUACAUACAGUUUUACAAGAUCAGAAAACAGAUUGGAGGUGGAUACAAGUUUGCUAACCCUAGCCAUGAUACCUCAGUGGGAAGGAAAUUUAAAAGUAUGUUUUGUGGAUCAACAGAAAAGUAGUUUCUUUUUUCAUGAAUUUUAAUCCUUUUUCGUGUGUUUCUAUAUGUGAGUGAACUAUAAAGUGGUCUAAUUUUUACAACAAAAGGCCUUCAUUUUCUACUCUACUCUUCCCACUGUCUUUACUGCACAGGUAUGAAAUGGUAGCCUGUUGUAUCUUCAGUAACCCUUUUUUCCCUAGAUGACUGAAAUACAGAUAUUGACUCCAUUUAAACCAGGUGUUAAGGAAAAAAAUGAUGUAAAUACUCAGGGAGGGUAUUAACUUGUCCUUUUUGCCUAAUUGGAGUGUUUAAAGUGCCAUAACUAACUUCAGUUCAUGAUUCUAGAGUAAAUUUAAUUUGGUAAAGGGGCUUCACACAUGAUGGUGGUUAAACAUUCAUUCUUUUAUAUUUAGAAAGGUGAAAGUGUUUGUGGACUGACACAUUUCCUCUUAGUGAAAAUGAAUUGUUUAUGUAUCUCUACUGUCAUACACCCUUUUUGAAACUCAGGAACGACAAAGGUUCAAUUAUACUACUUUUGUCAAUAUUCAAACCAGGUGUGUUUUUUUUCCCUGCCGUCUUGAUAUGGCAAUAGAUUUUUUUUAAAGAACUGCUGUGAGAACCCAUAUAUGAAAAGAGAGGGGUUGAAUCGUUUGUGUGUGCCUUUGGUUUCUUGAGAUUUAUAUGUGGAAAAGUCAUCUUCUACUCUAGACCGUAUUUUUAAAGAGAAGACAUUGCUGCUUAUGUGAUGCCAAGUGAUAAGAUAAUGUCUCUUAAAGGCUUCCUAUGGACCGCCUUUAUUUUCCUAAACUCAAGACACCAGUUAACCUCAACAUAGUUUUGGCCUUAUUAGGAUUUCUUGUCCAUUAUACUGAAAGCCAGGUUUACAUCACCACAUCCCAUUAUUCCUUUUAGUUAAAUAAAUAAAUUCAUAUACCAAGAAACCAGAAUGGGGCAGUUUGAUUGGCCUUCAAGGCAGUAGGUUUGACCAGCUAGCUAUACUUACUGUCACAUCUAAUGCUAGGCAUCAGAAACCACUUGAGCCAGGAGUGUGAAUUGAUAAUUCCAGAGACAUUUGCAACAUACUUCAGACUUUUUUUUAAUGUUUUUUAUGAAUGUUUUACAUUUGUGAGAUUGCCUUAGAUAUUAAAUUUACUUAGUGCUAAAGAUGAUCAUCAUAAAAAAUUUUUAAAAUAGCAAUAGUCAUAACUUAUUUUAUAUAUUGUUCCAAAGAAAAGAAUUUGUUUUAAUGUUUUCAAAAUAACUGCAUCUGAAUUUGUUUAUGUGCCUUAAGUUCUCUAGUGCUAUUUUAACAUUUUUUCAAUCUAAAUAAAGCUUAUCUUAGAUAAGUUUCAUAUUUGUUUCCUAUAAAUUUCUCUUCUUAAUUUUUUUAAUGAGCACCAAUCAUGUGGUUGCUUGGCAGAAAGAGAAUGUUAAGAAAGGUUGUUGAGUGUUUGGAGUUUUAUUAUACUUGGGAGGGUUUUUGUUUGAUACCAAGGUGCUUUUUAAGAUAUUUAGAAAAACAUCUAUCUUACAUUGAUUAAACCCUUGUAAACAUUAUUUGCAGUAUCUACAUCUAAUAUCAAAAAAGUAAAUCUUCUUAUUUUUGUUCCAUUCUUACGUACUAUUUUUUUUCCUCUACAAGCUCUUUUACUUAUCUUUCUUGAAAAAGUUCUUACUCUUUCCUUCCCCAACACCCCUCCCCAUGGUUUCUUUAUUUAAAUUCUUACUGAGAGUUUCUGGAGCUACCUAAGACAACACAAUUACAGAGUUGAACAAGAGUAUAAUGUGCUUUACAACUUGUACAGACCUGAGGCAGCCAAAUGUCAUUUGCUUUCAGAGGCUCCAGAGUCUUCACAGUGGAAAAAAAAAAGCUUUGUAUUUCUUUCUUCUCAAUUCAGUUGCAGCACACUAAUACUUAUAUGUCUUGUUUAAAUAUCCUUUGUGCAUAGUUUUCUUUAAUUUUUUAAAAGUUGUUGUAUCUAGUAAAAAUGUCUCUUAACCAUUAUUACUUGACUAUGGUUGUAUUAAAUUUUAUUUACCAAAA